GACAAGGUUCCUGGCGGUGAGGACAAGGUUCCUCGCGGUGAGGACAAGGUUCCUCACGGUGAGGACAAGGUUCCUGGAGCUGAGAACAAGGUUCCUCGCGGUGAGGACAAGGUUCCUCGCGGGGAGGACAAGGUUUCUCGCGGUGAGGACAGGGUUCCUCGCGGUGAGGACAAGGUUCCUGGCGCUGAGGACAAGGUUCCUCGCGGUGAGGACAAUGUUCCUGGCGCUGAGGACAAUGUUCCUGGCGCUGAGGACAAGGUUCCUGGCGCUGAGGACAAGGUUCCUGGCAGUGACGACAAGGUUCCUCCCGGUGAGGACAAGGUUCCUGGCGCUGAGGACAAGGUUCCUGGCGCUGAGGACAAGGUUCCUGGCGCUGAGGACAAGGUUCCUGGCGGUGAGGACAAGGUUCCUCGCGGUGAGGACAAGGUUCCUGGCACUGAGGACAAGGUUCCUGGCGCUGAGGACAAGGUUCCUGGCGGUGAGGACAAUGUUCCUGGCGGUGAGGACAAGGUUCCUGGCGGUGAGGACAAUGAUCCUGGCGGUGAGGACAAGGUUCCUGGAGGUGAGGACAAGGUUCCUGGAGGUGAGGACAAGGUUUCUGGCGGUGAGGACAAGGUUCCUCGCGGUGAGGACAGUGAGGUUCCUGGCGGUGAGGACAAGGUUCCUCGCGUUGAGUACAAGGUUCCUGGCGGUGAGUACAAGGUUCCUGGCGCUGAGGACAAGGUCCCUGGCGGUGAGGACAAGGUUCCUGGCGGUGAGGACAAGGUUCCUCGCGGUGAGGACAAGGUUCCUGGCGCUGAGGACAAGGUACCUGGCGCUGGGGACAAGGUUCCUGGCGGUGAGAGCAAGGUUCCUGGCGGUGAGGACAAGGUUCCUGGCGGUGAGGACAAGGUUCCUCGCUGUGAGGACAAGGUUCCUCGCGGUGAGGACAAGGUUCCUGGCGCUGACGACAAGGUUCCUGGCGGUGAGGACAAGGUACCUGGCGGUGAGGACAAGGUUCCUGGCGGUGAGGACAAGGUUCCUCGCGGUAAGGACAAGGUUCCUCGCGGUGAGGACAAGGUUCCUGGCGCUGAGGACAAGGUUCCUGGCGGUGAGAACAAGGUUCCUGGCGGUGAGGACAAGGUUCCUCGCGGUGAGGACAAGGUUCCUCGCGGUGAGGACAAGGUUCCUCGAGGGGAGGACAAGGUUCCUCGCGGUGAGGACAGGGUUCCUCGCGGUGAGGACAAGGUUCCUCGCGGUGAGGACAAGGUUCCUCGCGGUGAGGACAAUGUUCCUGACGCUGAGGACAAGGUUCCUGGCGCUGAGGACAAGGUUCCUGGCGCUGAGGACAAGGUUCCUGGCGGUGAGGACAAGGUUCCUGGCGGUGAGGACAAGGUUGCUGGUGGUGAUGACAAGGUUCCUGGCGGUGAGGACAAGGUUACUGGCGGUGAGUACAAGGUUCCUGGCGCUGAGGACAAGGUUCCUGGCGCUGAGGACAAGGUCCUGGCGCUGAGGAUACGCACUCAAACUUGUAAGUUAUGAUGUAGUUUUUAACUGAGAGGUAGAGAAAUGAGAGAACUUUUAACCGUAGAUACUGUACCAUGCAUUAAACAUAGUCUUAAUAAACCUAUUAUUAUUAUAUUAUUUUAUGAGAAUCUAGUUUUCCGUGAAAUUGCAUUUUUAAGACACGUGAUUGUGAAACGGCUUUUUUUUGUUAUGAAACGUGAUCCGUACUCCCCCCUCCCCCCGCCCCCCUUUCCCACCCUCUAUAUUGAGGUGGAUUCAUCAGAUUCGAAUCUAUUUUAAGAUUUUGUUAAAUGAAACUGAAAAUCGAUAAUCGGAUUUGAAGAUCCAAAUCCGGAUUGCACUAAAGGAACGCACCCGAAGUGAAAGAAAUGGUUUUAGAACCAGUAUAUCUCACAGAAAAGAUCAGAUAUAUUAUACUUAACAAAUGUAAAACAUUUUCCGUGUUGAUAUACAGUUAUAUCAACACGAGUGGAAAUUGGGAAAACGAGAAAUUGUAUGGAAACACGACGCCCGAAGGGCGGAGUGUUUUCAUACAAUUUCGAGUUUUCUCAACUUCCACGAGUGUUGAUAUAACCAUGGGCGUACCGGAAGGGGGGCGGCAAGAAAUUUGCCCGACUUUUCCUGAUUUUGCCCGACAAGUACCGAAAAGAUUUUUCCGGAAUUUGGUUUGGCGAGCUCCCCCCCCCCCCGCCGGCGCCAAAAAAAUUUCGGUCAGCGUACCAUUUUAGGGGUCAAAAAUUUUUUCCGAGCAUACCAUUAUUGUCCGGAAGCUACAAAAUUUUGGGAAAUUUCACAAAAUUUUGCGCAAAAUUUACAGAUUUUGUCACAUUUAUUUUUUUAAUUAACCAAAAUUGCCCGACUGUUCAGCGAAUAUUGCCCGACUGCCUAAAAAACUGGGGGGCUACCGCCCCUCCCCCCGCCCCCCCGCCCGGUACGCCCAUGGAUAUAACUAUAUAUCAACACGGAAAAAAUGUUUUAUAUUUUUUUUAUAAUAUAGCAAUGUCAAAAGCCCGAAGGAUAAGAAAAAUUUCCGUGUUUACAAGCGGCGGAAAAUUUCCCGUGUUGACAUUGAGUUAUAUCAACACGGCUCUUAGCCAAUCAGCGUUCAGAAUUUACAAAUGCUAUAUUAUAAAGAUGUUUGGUAGUAUAGUAAGUGCUUGUUGAGUGUAAAUUCAUUUGUCUUUCGUUGCAAACUUUUCUGAACAAUUUAUAUUCUCAAUGAACAUGCAUGCUUUUUCGCUGUUGUUUCGAUAUUAAUUCUUUAAAAAACUUGUAUUUAAACUAAUUUCUAUGUAAUAAAUUAGUACCACGUAGGUUACUAUGUAGUUUCGUAUAGUUUCGGACAUGCGCAUUAGAUAUGUAGAUCGGCCAUGCUUAUGCCUUAUUCUAUAUUUUGUAUCUAAAUACACGACAUUUAUGUUCACACUGACUUAAAUCAUUUCAGUAUGUUAGUGACGUUGACGUGUUUAGUCAUACUAAUCUAGUUUAAUACUUACGCUAGUUAUGUCAACGACCUCGACCUACUUAUGUCCUCGACCUCGUCUCGGUGAAUAUUCCCCGAUAAUCACCUCGCCUUCGGCGAACAAUUGUCAAAUAUUGAUUUCUCGAAAUCUUCAUGUUUAUCCAAUACUUCAUGCAAGAAUUUCUUAUCACAUGAGGAUCGGGAGAAAAAUGGCAAAAGACACGUGUGAAGUUUUGCAUAUUUAUUCGCUUAUUUUUACUCAUGAAUGUUUAUAUAAAGUUCUAUUUUUAUGAAAGCGUUAGGAAAAAAGUCGACAAAAAAACGGGGAAAAUAUUUCGAAAAAAAUCAUGAAAAAAUCCCAGAAUCCCUGAAAAUUCGGCAAAAUUUGCACGAAUUUUUAACCCAAGAAUCUUCGUACGCGAGUAAUUUAUCCCUCAGGCCUCGGCGCAAUAUAUAAAAAAUUAAGAUUUUAACUUAUUUAAUAUGUCAAUGGAUGCAAAAGGCCAACAUGUAAACAACCCCGCCCCCAAACCGGAAAUCAAUCUUUCGGAAGAAAUGCUUCGGCUACUACCUGUUUUCGUACCAAAUUUAAAAUUUAACUUUGCUGAGAUUUGUUCUCUCCUAUCAUGAUUAAGUAAACAAUAGAUGAUUUUGAAUCAAGCUCACCCACUCCCAGGGGCGUCGCUAGACCUCUCUGAAUGAGGGGGGGGGGGUGUUAGUGAAUUUUGCCGAGUUAUGUAGGCAAAUUUUGCCGAGUCACUAAUUAAUUUUUCUUUUCCCAAACAAACAUUUGAGGGGGUUGUGAAAUUUUUUCCGGACAUAUCAUAAUUUUUCCCAAAAUUCAAAAAUUUUUCCGGAUAUAUAAUAAUUCUUUUGGUAAAUUUAGUAACAUUUUUGCUACAACUAUUACGUUUUAUUCCGAGCAACUAAAAAAUUUUCACUCACCACGAAAACAAUUUCCAGAUAAAUCCGAAAACAAUUUGCCGAGUCCAGCAGACAUUUGCCGAAUAUGUGAUGAAUGGGGGUGCUACACCCUCCCCCCCCACACACACACCCCUCUAGCUACGCCCCUGAGCCCACCUAGUAAGCCACGCCUAUAUAGUACCUAACACAAGGGUUCAUUUUUAACAGUCCAGUUUUUCGGGAGACAAAUAUGCAAGCAAUGAUUCUCAACGCGUUACCCACGCUAACCCAUGCAUAUACGUUGUGUUAUAUUAGUUUUAAUCUAGUUAUUAUUAAUAACUUGACGGGUUACCACGCGUUGCCCUAUCGCGUGGUAACGCAUUGAACUGGCAAUAAAAAGCUAAAUAAAAGCAUGUAACUCAUGGUAACGUGCACGGUAAUUGCGUCCUUUAAGCACUAUAAGUGCAUUUGCUUAAACUUGAGUUCAAUAUAAUAUCAAAAAUGCAGCUGAAACGACUUCAGAUGUCAAUUUCAUUUUUUUUAAAUUCCUUGAAUAAUGCACCCUAUACCAACAGCUAGGAAAAUUGGAAAUCCACCCCCCCCCCUACCCCCACCUCCCAGAUGACAAGUCAGCCAUGUACCAUUGUACACCUGCAUGCCAAGUACACAAAGGAUGAGAUCAUACAGAGUGACUACCACACACACAUAUGGACUCGAAGUCAGAAAAUCCUCAAGAUGAUUAUGUCCCAUCAAUUUUUAAGACAAUCGUCCGCAAAAUAUAUUGAGACUUUUGUAAUCCAGUGAUCCAUUGCCCCCUUCCCCCUGUUUCAAUGUUGAAAUGCUAUUAUAUAAAUAUCUUCCUGGCAGAAAUAUAACGUGACCCAACAACCGCAACUGCAUGUCCUAUUGCAUGGCAUUCAAAAUCUAAUGAAUAUUUGAAUAAAACAAUUUUGCAGCACAAAGCGACAUUGAGAUGGGGGAGGGAGGUUUGUCUCAAAUAUUUUGUGGACGAUUGAAGCUAUUCAGUUACUUGAGAAGGUCCUUCAUGAGUCUAGUCACGGACUACUUUCCCAUUUUUUGUGAUCGAUAGAUUUAUUGAAUAAAGAAGCUUUUUUUUAUGUCACGUAUUUGCGAUGAAAAGUGUUCGAAAACGAAAAUCGCUUUGGCGUACAUCUCAAAAUUGCUUAGUUUUAGCUUUAUUUUCUAAUUUAUACAGUUAGCUACCUUUUUGAAUGCAUUUGCCGGUUGAGAAACGUAAAAUAUUAUAACAUAGCAUUUGUAAAUUCUGAACGCUGAUUGGUUAAGAGCCGUGUUGAUUUAACUCAAUGUCAACACGGAAACGUCGGAAAAAUUAUUUCUUUAUGUUUCUUUGUGCUAUAUUAUAAAACAAAUAUAAAACAUUUUCCGUGUUGAUAUAUACAGUCAUAUAUCAACACGAGUGGAAAUUGGGAAAACUCGAAAUUGUGUGAAACCACUCCGCCCUUCGGGCGUCGUGUUUCCACACAAUUUCUCAUUUUCCCAAUUUCCUCUCGUAUUGAUAUAACUGUAUAUCAACACGGAAAAUGUUUAAUAUUUGUUAAAUAUUAAACUGAAAAUGUCAACUAAAAUACGACUAUCAAUGAUGCUUUAAAAGUGACGCCGUAUUUACAGCAAUAUAAGCAAAACUUACUGAAAUUCAAACAUCAUUUUCUCCUUGGCGUAUACCAUCUAAAAUGUCUUCACGUCAGCAUUAUUUUGCAGAUAAAGCACUAAAUAUAGCUACUUUUUAAGUUUGUUUGCCGAUUGAGAAGCGUAUUGGAAAAUAAAAAUAUUGAAUGUAGUCCGCAUAAGUGGUAUAUUAUACUCAUCAGUUUUGAGCAAGUGUUACGUAACCGAUACAAAUAAUUGUCCUCUUAAUUAGUCGAAACAUAUAAAAUUAAAUAAACUUGUAUACAAUUAUAGCAAAGUGGUUAGUUUGGAGUAAUGUUUGCAAAGUUUGCCAAAAGGGAUCAGUCCCUCGCAGGUUGCCAAGGUGAUGUUGGAUACAUGGGUCGAUGGAACGAGGAAUUAAAUUAGCCUACGGACCACUUGAAUACCUAAUACGGGCGUAAAAGACAAUUGAAACAAAUAUUGCUAUGCAUAUGAUCCUAUAAAUGAGUGCCUGCAUCAUAAGCCAAAAAUGUAUAUGAUCCAAGUGCAAGUGAUACAGUUGAAAGUAUGUUGAAGAGACUCGAAGAAACGGAAAAGUUCAACACAAAAGUUGAUCAGGUGAUUUAAGCUGAAUCUCUUUUUUCGGCGACAAUGAUAUAUUACGGUCGUGGGAAAAGAGCAGGACAGUUCGUCGGAAAGCUCUCUGCUAAGAGUGAACAGUCGAAAACGUCGGUGCAGCUAUCAUAAAGUACCACACAUUCAGACAAUACUAGCUUGAAAAGCCGGGAAAAGAGCAAAAUUCAAACCAAAUGUUUGGGAAAAGCAAAGGUCAACUGAGGAGGAACAUUCAUUCGCGUUCAAAGUCCGCUUUGGUGGGACAAAAAUAUGUAACUGACAUGGCACCCUCGAAAUAUUUUUUGUUUUGAACAAAUUGACCUUGAAUUACGACUUUAACAGUGCCUGCAUGUUUACCUGGUUUUUUCAAAUGUUAAUAAUUUCCAACUAUAUACCGUUCAUAUGAUAUUUUAUGUCAUAAUCAGCCAAAAAUGUCCAUCCCGGUCAGAUGGAUUAAAGCCUUCAUAUGGCCGAAAAUUUCAUCCGUACAUCCCACCAAGCGUAAGUUGAGAUCUCAGCUACUGCUGGGCUGGCUCGUUUCUCAUAUGAACACAAAUUCAAUUUCAUAUCCAUUAAAUUAGGGCGAAACAAAUGAUUUAAAAACACUAAACCAGAAACAAUAGUUUUUGACUAGAAAUAAGAAGCAGUUAAAUUAAGAGGCAAGUAAGCGUGAUAGUUCCCACUAAAAUUGUAUAAGAACCACUUCAGCCUGACAUAAAAAAUAGUGCUUCUUUCAUGUGGGUUUUUACUGUAUCGUAUAGAUGCGUAACAACAGUUAGUACGUAACAUAGUUAAAUUAAAUCUGAUUAAAACAGAAGUAAAUGAAGUUCUAAUGUAAGUGACGCCUUUACUGAAUAAUGGAGGAAAUGUAAACUUGUCCAAAAAUUGCCAUGCUGUUGUCAUGCUGUUAAAGGUCCAUAUUUUAGCGGGCGGGGGACUUAAUUAAUGAACAUCAAGUUAUCUUUCCUUUCGACAGUUCGUAAAACACAUUUCGAACUUCCGUCUAUGAACUCAAAUCGCGCUUUUAACUUUGUAGUUUGCGCGCAAAUCAUUUCGGAUAUGAGCGGAGACUGCAAUUAAUUUGUCAUCAGAAAUGAAAUAUUCUCAGAAAUUAUAGUGUAAAUGAAAUCAGAAGAGUGACACUUUAAUACUUAGACAUUUUCCUAGUUCAGAAUUAGUGCUAAGUAACAAUAUCUACUUUGAGACUUGCCAACAUUCCCUAAUUUUCAACUUACUCUUCAUUCAUUUACUUACUUUGAUAUAUACCUUGUAGUGAGCGGAAAUUUAAUGCCACUGCUGAAGCUUAUUAACAUUUAAAGCUAAAUAGAAUCCAGAAAAUUACAUUUUUGGGGGAUUAGUAGCACGAGAGUAUUAAUGAGACUGAUUAUGAAGAAUAACAAUAUGUCUCUUGAAUUUUUUUGUCAUUUACACAGGAGGAACUGGCAAUAAUGACUCAGGCAACUCCACGACGUUCGCCUAAGGAAUGGUUCAAGAAGUACUUUCUCGAGG
Paramuricea clavata is the source of this 7624-nucleotide messenger RNA. The record is from the annotation of a GenBank genome assembly. NCBI's taxonomy places the organism in Eukaryota, Metazoa, Cnidaria, Anthozoa, Malacalcyonacea, Plexauridae.